Penicillium taxi is the source of this 864-nucleotide messenger RNA. RefSeq lists its product as uncharacterized. The record is from RefSeq and is a predicted model, not a curated record. The transcript has a single exon. The coding region runs from base 1 to 864 and encodes 287 amino acids. Lineage: Eukaryota; Fungi; Ascomycota; Eurotiomycetes; Eurotiales; Aspergillaceae.
AUGCGGCCAAUUCUCUUGUGGUAUGAAGUUGAAAUCAUUCCAACUGCCAGAGUCACAGUAUCAAUUAUUGCUUCCACUAUUAAAAGAUCUGACAACUCUAUAUAUAUAUGCAUCCGCCUUAAAGAUCACGAACAAGAAAAAUUUGAUGAAGACACCUUUAAACGUCUUCUCAACGUUCUAGUCACAGUUGCACCGAUACUGAAGACCCUGACCUUUGCCCAAUGGAGUCCCAUGGGAGAAUUAUCUCCUCUCUACUUUAAGGAUCUCUCUCAGAGAAUUCGGUUUUCCCAGCUAGAGGAACUUCAUCUUCAUUCGAUCGAGGUGACGGUGAAUAGCUUCGAAGAAUUUCUACGUACAGCGGCCCCAACCUUGAAACGAUUGAGUCUGCGCUUGAUCAGUUUAGUUGAUGGGAUAACAUCAGCACCAUAUCUAGGACCCCUGGCUAAAAAUGAAAGUAGUUGGAUCCCUUUAUUAUCCACCGAAGUCAAAAAUGAGAUGCAGGGGCUCUGGAAGCGCGUUUUUGAAUUUUUGGCAGAUCAUCUCAAGCUGCAAUACGUCCAACUAUCCUGCCUUGGGUACCGGGGAAGGGAUGUUAUAUUGCAAGAUCAUCUGUAUACGGAACGCGGGCAGCCGGAUGCAAAGCCUUCUUCUGACUUUAGCCCCUUGAGCAUCUAUUUUGAUGCUGAGAGGGCGAGUAUACCUUUCAAAGAGUGGGUCACGCAGCUUCAGAUAGAGAUGUGGCAUCGGACAAUCAUUGGAGGUCCCAAGAUCCCAGGGGCCAGCAGCAUCCAAUUGCGCAACCCAGGUCAGGAUUUUAGUAGGAUGGUUACUCACGCAUGCAAUUUCAACCGAACAAGAGGUUAG